AUGCAUGAGGGUGAUGCGCUACUGGCUGGUCAUUCCUCAUCUCCAGCACAGAAUGGAUCAAAGAUACCUGGACCUACGGGUUCUCCACCCACGACCGUUCAGCCUCAAACUACAACCGCAGAGAGUUUGGCUCAUAGCAUCAGAAGCAAGUUUCUGAAUAAGCUUCAUAAAGUCCCAUUACCAUCCUGGGCUCUGGUGGCCCUCGGCUUCCUCAUAGUCCUCAUCACGCUCAGCUGCUGCCUGUGUUUCUGCAAGAAGAUGAUAUUUAAGAAGAAAAAGGAAAAGGGUGGAAAAGAGAAAAAUGAAAAGAACACCAUUAACCUGUCAAACGUGAAAGAGGACAGAACAAAACAGGCUGUUCAUCACCGCACUGAUUCUGAUCCCAAGGAAGAGGAUCCUGAGUCUAAAGAGGCUGCAAAACUUGGAAAACUUCACUAUACCCUUGAUUACAACUUCACUGACAGCGCGUUAAUUGUAGGUGUGAUUGAGGCAGAAGGUCUUGCUGCUAUGGAUAUGAGCGGCACUUCGGAUCCAUAUGUGAAAGUCUACCUCCUCCCUGACAAGAAGAAAAAGUUUGAGACAAAAGUUCACCGCAAAACACUAGAUCCAACUUUUAAUGAGCACUUCACCUUUAAG
Messenger RNA from Sinocyclocheilus rhinocerous, 636 nucleotides. RefSeq names its product synaptotagmin-1-like. Lineage: Eukaryota; Metazoa; Chordata; Actinopteri; Cypriniformes; Cyprinidae. Gene Ontology annotation, molecular function: SNARE binding; calcium ion binding; clathrin binding. The record is from RefSeq and is a predicted model, not a curated record. The transcript is spliced from 4 exons. The annotation marks the transcript as partial. Gene Ontology annotation, biological process: synaptic vesicle endocytosis; calcium ion-regulated exocytosis of neurotransmitter. Gene Ontology annotation, cellular component: axon; synaptic vesicle membrane; dense core granule.